This is a messenger RNA of Microbotryum saponariae, 401 nucleotides long. The record is from the annotation of a GenBank genome assembly. Lineage: Eukaryota; Fungi; Basidiomycota; Microbotryomycetes; Microbotryales; Microbotryaceae.
AUGAUUGAUGGUCGACAGGUCAUUGAAUCAUUGGGCCCGUCAACGACUGCGUAUCGUUCAACCGCGGCGACUUCGUGUCGUUCAACCGCGGAUCUCACGUCCGGCGAGCGCAUUGUCACCACGAGCGCACACUGCAUGCCGAGCAACGAUUUACCGCCCUUCGGAGCGUGCCCGGCCCGCGGGAUGCCGCCGGUAGAGCCUCUACAAGCCGAAAAAACGACGUAGCGGAUACAAUGCGCCCAACCCCAGCAAAAUGCAAGUCUGACAAGGGAGUAACGAGCCCAUCACCGAACUUGCAAGGAAGGCUUAAGCUUUGGAGGCUGGAGACCAGCCGAAGCGACGCGCGCGGCAAGAGGCGGCAAGCCACUUUCAUAGCAAAAACAAAAACAAAAAAACCCUGA